AUGUUCUUGACCCACCGCAAGCCCUACAUGAAAAUGCGCUGGGUGCACUGCGCGCGGGUGGAGCGCCCCACGAUUCUGCGUCUGGCGGUGAAGUACCAGCUGCAUCCGUUGCCCGUGGAGGACACCAUCCAGCUGGAGCAGCAGCUGGUGCCGAUGGUGCGGAAGUACAAUGACAACUUCUUCGUGGUGAUCCCCCUGCUGCGGCUCACGGAAGAAGCCAAGAGGAAGCUCGACGGAUACAAGGAGAUUCGCAGGCACCGCCACGAUUCUGACUGGCAGUUGGAGGAGCUGAUCGAGGUGCCACAGGUGGAGCAGUGCCGGUUCGCGGCCUUUGCUGCGGGACCUCCGCACUACGACACGGAAUGA
Molecule: messenger RNA, 366 nt
Organism: Effrenium voratum
Lineage: Eukaryota; Dinophyceae; Suessiales; Symbiodiniaceae
Source: the annotation of a GenBank genome assembly